Messenger RNA from Seriola dumerili (greater amberjack), 1621 nucleotides. RefSeq names its product cold inducible RNA binding protein (gene cirbpa). Gene Ontology annotation, biological process: positive regulation of mRNA splicing, via spliceosome. The coding region runs from base 107 to 664 and encodes 185 amino acids. Gene Ontology annotation, molecular function: RNA binding. The record is from RefSeq and is a predicted model, not a curated record. Lineage: Eukaryota; Metazoa; Chordata; Actinopteri; Carangiformes; Carangidae. The transcript is spliced from 7 exons. Gene Ontology annotation, cellular component: spliceosomal complex.
AAGAAGACGUCAGUACGUAGAGCGGUGAAAAGCAGAGCUCCGUCUCUUCCCCCUCAUUCGACCUGCGGCUCAGCUCAUCAGCUAUUUGCGAACCACGAGUGAAAAGAUGUCGGACGAGGGUAAAUUGUUCAUCGGAGGACUGAGCUUUGAGACCAACGAGGAGUCUCUGGCCGCGGCCUUCGGCAAAUACGGAACCAUCGAGAAAGUGGAUGUGAUCAGAGACAAAGAGACGGGAAGAUCUCGUGGUUUCGGCUUUGUGAAAUAUGAUAAUGCAGAAGAUGCAAAAGAUGCGUUGGACGCCAUGAACGGCAAGACCCUAGAUGGCCGGGCUAUUCGUGUCGAUGAAGCAGGAAAGGGCGGGCGCUCCAGAGGAGGUUUCGGUUCAGGCCCACGAGGUGGCAGAUUCAGUGGAUCCCGGGGGAGAGGUGGACGUGGUUAUUCCCGAGACUUUGGAGGUGGGGGAUACAACGGCGACAGGAGCUACGGCGACAGGAGCUACGGCGACAGGAGCUUCGGAGGUGGAGAGAGGAGCUUUGGUGGUGGUGGAUACAGGAGUGGGGGAUACUCCUCAGGUGGCUACAGAGAAAAUAGGGGUCAGGGUGGAUAUGGUGACCGCUCUGGAUCCUACCGCGAUGGAUAUGACAGCUAUGCUACACACGAGUAAACAUCUCCCUGAUUCAAGAUCAUCACUUGGCUGGCUGUAUUUCAAAGAUGCGCUCCUCAAGAAAAAUGUCCACGUGUUAUUGCUGACCUUAGUUUUGUAGUUCUGUUGUAGUAGCUCAAGCAUCUUAAAAAAAAAAAAAUGUAGCCAUGAGUUUUGGUCAUUCCUUAACAAACCAUGUUACAAAUUACAGUUCAAGACUCUUACAUUGCUCGAUUGGGCAUCUUUAUUGCUCUAAAAAGAUCGUUUAACUACAAGGCAUCUCUGUAAUCUGAUAAGUACCACAAGUCCCCAUUUGGGGGCUCAAACAAUGACUCUCCACUUGGCUUUUCGUUGAACAGCCGCUACCAUCGCUGUAGACUUUUUGUCCAGCACGUUAAAGUGUUUCCUCAUUUAAUUCCUUAGUUUUUGAGUUUGUUUUUUUAUAUUGAAAUAUCCGAUGGGGCUUGUUUGGUUUUCUUUGUUUUUUUUGUUUCAUUUUUUUCUUAUUUCCCCUCUCAGUCUCUGUGACUCGCCUACCUCCUGUCAGGUUUUAAACUGAGUGAGGAAAGAUCCAUUUACUCUAGAAGAAAACUUUUGGGGGAUUUAAUGCUAAAUUCCUUUUUACUAUCAAAAACUUAGUUUAGCUGAGGCUCCUGUGUGUUCAAUUUCCCAAAAGAGUGAAUUCCUUUCAGACUGGUGAACUACACAUCCGAAGUGGCCGGCUGUUCAUGAAGUUGCAAAUUGCAGCAUGCUACAGUCUGUCCAAGGUAUCUUCUGUGCUCUGCUCAACAUCUGCAUUUUAAAUGUGCUGUAAAAUGGACUAAUCUUGUUUAAGUGAUCGAAAAUGUAACUUCGUUUCCCCAAAGUAAUAUCUCAACCGGGAACAGUUUUGUACUUUAUGUUCUUUGUAUGAUCAACAUUUUUUUUUCUUUGUCAGUUUGGCUUCAUGGAGCCUAUUAAACAGACUGUGGAAAAUAA